AUGCAUCAGUCUACUGCACUUUGCGUUAAAGGAGAUUUAGAGCGUAUGGGACGCUGCCCGAUUCAGCUGGCCACCCAAGGGUGUACGAGGGCUGGUGAAAUCAGUCGCAUCCCGACCUUACUGGCCGCCCAGCUUGAUCGAUUUUUUUUUUAUUCCCCACUCGUUUUAUUUAGUGCUCUUCGAUCCCCCCCUCUUUUUGGUAAAUUGGCAGUAGUCAGGAGACCAUUACAUUGUUUUCGCAUCAUCUCCCUCAACUAUAUAACAAAAGAAAGUCCCCCCCCCCUUUCUCCUUUCCAAAAAAAACUUAAAACAAAAAAAAUGAAUUCACAUCAACAAAUGCAGCGGGUCUCCGAGCUGCGGAUGCGUCGAUGGGGUCGUCAUGAAGCGGCAGCCAGUUCCAGCAUCAGCGCCAGCGAACUGGAACUUUCGCUGCGUUCCGCUUCUCUCAACACUUCGUUCUCCACGACGGAGACCAUCUGCGAAACUGCCACCACCACCUCGUCCCCAUCGACGAGAGAGAGACGCAGUGGCGGAUCGUUCAAUGUUACAUCACGCACAGCAUCCACGGCCAGUAGUGAUUCACCGGUCAACUUUGAAUUCUGCCGGGCAAGUAGCAGUACCGGCCAGUCUAACUAUCACGGCGGAGGUGGCGGAUCUCGGGCGGCAUCUCCGCUCCUAAACGGAAGUUCACCGUGCCCCAGUCCGACCCCGCGUAGCCCGAGGAGUCCGAUGACUCCACGCAGUUCACGCAGUCCGUGUCGUUCGCCCAGUAGCCAACAACCUAGUCCCGGCCAUCAGACACCGACGUCUGCAAGUCCACAUCCUUAUUCAUCUAGAAGAAGAUCGGGUGUGGCGACGGGAAACUUAGCGCGUUUAGCAUCGCGUCGAUCGAGCCGCGAUUCCGAGGUCGGAGAACCGUCACCGUUGCAAUGCGUUCGCAAUCAUCAGCGUAGAACGUCAAAUUUUCUAGAAAUACCUGACCCGGUGCAUUUCCGUCCACGCGUUUGCAGCUUGCCGGAGAACUCGCGGGCGCCGUACAACCCACGCUCACGUGACGACAUCUACCGGUUGCGUAACUUUUCCAUCACGAGCAAAGGCGUGGUGAAUCGUGGCGAUGCAAUCAUCUCGCGCCAUUCGCGUUCCAACACCAGCAUCAAUUCCACGUUGACGGCGUUGAGCAGUCGGAGCGGAAGGAGCCGAAGCGGUGAGCGAUCAUUCGGCGGGUCGUGUUGUGGUUCCAGUUAUGUCUCGUCGGAAGAAAGCAGCGACCAUUCCAACACCAAAUAUCGCGUCGUCAUGCUAGGUGCAGCCGGUGUAGGCAAAACGGCGCUAGUGUCCCAAUUCAUGACGUCCGAAUACAUGAACACCUACGACGCCUCUUUAGAUGACGAGUUCGGUGAGAAAACUGUCAGCGUCCUUCUCGAUGGCGAAGAAUCUGAAAUGAUUUUCAUCGAUCACGCCAGCGCGGAGAUGUCGGUGGAAAAUUGUUUGACGACCUACGACCCGCACGCGUUCGUCCUGAUCUACUCUAUAACGGACCGUGGUAGUUUCCAGUUUGCCGAAGAAGUUCUCAAGUACCUGUGGCGGGAAUCGUGCACCAAGGAGAAAGCCGUCAUCCUGGUUGGCAACAAGGUGGAUUUAGCCCGAUCACGCAUCAUCAAAUGCGAAGAUGGCAAGAAGCUAGCCACUGAGCAUGAUUGCAAGUUCAUCGAGACGUCGAGUGGUAUCCAACAUAACGUGGACGAACUGCUGGUCGGCGUCCUGAAGCAAAUCCGAUUGCGGGAGGAUCUGAGCAAGAAACGUCGCAAAAAGAAGCUGAUGGGAAGCGGUUCGCGCACGUCUCUGUCGCUCGGUGUUGCCCGUGACAUCCUCCAGAAGAUGUGUCUCCAAGACAAUCGAUCUAAAUCAUGCGAAAAUCUUUUAGUUCUCUAAAAAAAAAAUGUUCUUUUUUAACAGAAAUUUAAAUCCUUUUUUCCUUUUCAAUCCCAGUACAUUGUUCACGGAUUGCCGUUUUCUCCCGCUUUAUACUGGUCCGAUAUAUUAGACACUUUAGAAGUUGCCGGUCUUGUUUUAGCCAAAGAUUUUCGAAGCCUAUAUAAGCGUAUACUACAUAUGAAAAGAGCUCUCAUUACAUCUGGGGAUGAAGCUGUUGAAUGCGGCCUGGCGAUGACUCAACAAACGAUUUCAUGACCAAUCAGCAAAACUAUUGUAUACGUCGCUGAGCAUCACAAUUGAUUCAGUCGGUGGUGGCCAUUAUGGUUUUGUUACGUUGUCCGUGUGAACGAUCUGCAUAUAUGGUUUACAGUGGAUGCUGUCACAUCACAACGGCGCUCUGCUGACAGCGUUUUUCUCGCACCAAAUUUAUAACUACACAGCAUAUUCAUGUAUUUCAAUAAUCAUUCCUAUAUACUUAAACGAUUUUCUUCAUUUAACGAUCACGCUGGCAUACGAUUGGAACAAUUUUUCAGUCUCUCCUUUUGUAAAGUACGUUUUGUGGUGGCAUAACUGUAAUUUUAAUUCCUUUUCGAUCUAAACCUUGGUAAAAACUUUCACGGGCAUUCUUUCAUAGACCGUAACUUGCAUUGCUUAAAUUCUUGAUGAAUUAUGUUGGCUACGAUGGUUGCCUGCACACAAAUUAGAGCAGGAAAUAGCACUAUAGCAGCACUAUCGUCAAUUUCUCUUCCAAAGGUGGACACAAUCGGAUCGUUUUGAAUGUGAAAUGUGCUGGAAGUAACUAUCAAAGUUAAUCUCUCAAUUUUCAAAUUUAGAAUUUUUAGCUUGAGGGUUUGCACGGAACAUUCAUUUAUUAUCAUUUUUUUUAAUGUAAAAAAUUGCAUUUUCUCUUAUGUCUUCUCCUUUGAUUUAACGACACCUCCACAUCUCUUCGCAGAGAUUCGACGACGGCCAAUAGAAUGGUGAGCCAUGUUUUCGUGUACAAUGUCAGGCAACGUUUCAUAACAGGUGGCAUUCAGAUAAAGUCUUUCGAUUACAUCAGUGUAGACUAAGCAUUUUUUUUUAAACCAAACGUGCAUGCAAGACUGUUCGGCAGUAUACGAUAACUAGCUUACGUAUAAUAAAGGGAUUAUACACACACAGCUUCGGUGCAGUGUGUAGCCCAUGAAUGAAUGGCAGUGACAGGAAAUAUUUUCGAUCUCCAUAUCACCAAACCCCUAAAUGCGUAAAAAAAAUACAUCGUCGGUCUUUAUCCGAUACGAAAGGCGCACGUUAUUUUACUUCCCGCUUGCGUUGCGGUUGGGUUUACCCAGACCAGCCUCAAUUCUUGGCCUUCUCCGAUAUUUUGAUGCUGUCAGCUGUAUGUCCUUGUAUUUACAUUCACCUUUUUUUAUUAUUUAACUAUCUAUUCAAAUAAUCUGCUGUAAUUUUUCUUCCUUCUUAUCGAGUAAGGAAGAGUACCAUAUUUUUACGAGUCAUUUAGCCUAUUCUCCUACCGACCUUGGUGUUGUGAUCCUCAGCCAUUUCGUCAUAUCUUUAUGAUUUUUACGUUUUGGAUGAAAAAAAAAAGAGUCUUUUUUUUUUGUGUAAUACACAUUAUGCACGGAAAUAA
Molecule: messenger RNA, 3565 nt
Organism: Daphnia magna
Lineage: Eukaryota; Metazoa; Arthropoda; Branchiopoda; Diplostraca; Daphniidae
Exons: 8
Coding region: 1-1932 (643 amino acids)
Cellular component (GO): plasma membrane
Molecular function (GO): calcium channel regulator activity; GTP binding; GTPase activity
Source: RefSeq, a predicted model, not a curated record